Messenger RNA from Orbilia oligospora ATCC 24927, 903 nucleotides. RefSeq lists its product as uncharacterized. Lineage: Eukaryota; Fungi; Ascomycota; Orbiliomycetes; Orbiliales; Orbiliaceae. The record is from RefSeq and is a predicted model, not a curated record. The transcript has a single exon. Bases 1 to 903 code for a protein of 300 amino acids.
AUGCCGCAAUCCUGCCAUGACACUGAUAGGCACCAACACAAUGAUGGUGUCACACUGUUCCAAGGGCUGGUCAACUACUAUGGCGGAACGCCUGAUGUGCCCCCAGGCUUAGAACAGUUCAACAAUGACACAGCAACGCCAUCUGCAUAUGCAUACGGAGACCAGUUUAUCGAGCCCGACACCGCCCGAGCCACUGAUUUUGCAACUGGUCCCAGUUGCGAUGUACCUUCAGCCCCAAAUCUAUCGUCGUCUGUCCCUUUUUCAUACGAAUUACCUUCUCACCAAAAUCUUUAUACCCCGAGCCAAGCGUUUGGUGCACAGCCGCCCGGCCUACAUUUUCACGUUCACGAGGGAUUUCCUACCCAAAGUAUUGCUACACGGAAUGCACCUGAUAAUCCUGGAUUUGGGUCAGGGCUAGAAAAUCCCGUAGAAUUCGAACUCGCGAAUGCGAUACUCGAUGCCCGUCCGAGUGGGGCGAGCCAGGGUCGGAUCUACAAAACCGAAUUGGUGAAUCUGAUCUCUGAACUCUCAACGGUAGUACCAUUACCAUCUCUGAGACUGCCUCGUGGACUAAAAAAGGAUAUUCGCCACAACCAGCCACAAAUCCCGGGUUCGUUCAGAAACACGCAUCCCACCGCCCAGCCGUUUUACGAUCGAGGCCUUUACGUCGCUUGCUGCCUGCACCCUUACUGCCUAAGUCAUACCUGGAGCACUAGCGAUAAUAAAGCUAAGGACAACCUCUACCAGAAACACCAGAAGGUUCAGCAUGAUGAAUGGGCGAAGGCUGUACCUGUGAGUGAGCGUUGUAUAUUAUUGGGACCGUACUCAAAGACUGUCCUAGGGCUGUUUUUUGAAUACGUUCAAACCCACACGUUCAACGCCGCGUUCGUUGCACAUAUAUAG